CAAAAAGACACGGCUCUGGCGAUUUUAUUCUUUGAGCUGUAACCAGAGAGAGAGGAAAAGAAAAAGAUUCUCUCGAACUCUCGCCGGCCUCAAGAAUGGAAGAUUACGGCCGUCAAAGACCGUACGGAGGGAUGCAAAUCCAGCCUUAAAACGGCGGUCCGGGAACCGGAGACUUCAGGAGCUAUGGCGCAUCUAACCGGAUGGUGUCACAACAUGUAUGAUGUGAAGAAUAAAAUCGAUAGGGAGGUCGAAGUCGUGGGGGAUAACGGACCGGAGCUGCAUAGGAAGAAAAGGGUGGCGAGUUACAAGAUGUAUAGUGUUGAAGGCAAAGUCAAAGGCUCUUUUAGUAAAAGCUUCACAUGGCUUAAGCAUAGGUACACACAGGUCGUCUAUGGCUGGUGGUGAUUUCUUUUUUCUUCUUCUGAUCGCUUUGAGCUUUGAGUUUUUGUUUUCUUGUAUGUUUGUGUUGUUUCUUCUCUUAUAUAAAUCUAUGUGUGUUGUAUUAUAUUCUUCAAUGUAACCGUGAUGGCCAC
Eruca vesicaria subsp. sativa (arugula) is the source of this 533-nucleotide messenger RNA. The record is from the annotation of a GenBank genome assembly. Lineage: Eukaryota; Viridiplantae; Streptophyta; Magnoliopsida; Brassicales; Brassicaceae.